AUGUCUAUGACGAACAGCAUCGAUCGCCAGUAUGAGCUGUUCGGCGUUAUCGCGCGUGCUGUCGAGAACCUCCACAAACUCGGCCCGGCAAAAACCACCCGUGGUGCUGUGCAAAGUCGCCUCGCGAUCCUGAAAUCGAAUUGGGACAAAUUCCAAGCCCAACAUGACAGUUUAUACAAUCAGCGAUCGCCAGAAACCUUACAGCUAGCCUACUUUGCCGACGAUCUUCACGGGCAGUGUGAAGAACAAUUUGCUGACGCCCAGGGCACCAUGCUCAAUAUCCUCGAGAGUUUUGAGUCCCCAACCCCGCAGUGCUCACAUGCCCCCCGCGCGAGUGGAACCCCGCCGAGCACAUCAUCUGGAAGCACUUGGAACCCGUCUUCCGCAUCGCAUUCUCGACGCUUGCCCCGCAUCGAUUUACCGAAUUUCAACGGUGAUUACUCGCAAUGGCAUCAUUUCAAGGACCUCUUCGCAUCGAUGAUCAACGCGAAUGCCGAGCUAUCAGCCGUCGAGAAACUCCAUUAUCUUAAGAUGAGCCUGUCUGAUGAGCCGGCUACGCUCUUAAAAAGUAUCGAAAUCUCAAGCAAUGGAUUCACUCGGGCAUGGGACACACUCAUCGCUCGCUACGAUAAUAAGCGUAUCCUCAUAGAAGCCCAGCUCUCCGCGCUAUUCUCAAUUCGCAAGGCCAAGUCCGAAUGCUCGUCCGAGGUAAAGCGACUCCUCUGCGAGCUGAAGGAAGCAAUUGGAGCCCUCGCUACGUUAGGUUGUCCAGUGCAACACUGGGAUCUUAUCCUCAUUUUCAUGACAGUUCGUCAAUUAGAUGUUGAAUCUGUUAAAGAAUGGGAGAAAUCGCUCGGAGCUUCAUCUGAAGCCCCAUCGUUUGCCGACUUCGAGAAAUUCCUUCUCGGUCGCAUUCUCACUCUCGAAGCCUUCGAGCGAACGACGACCUCUCGAAAGCCGCAACAAGCGAAUUCGUCACGAUCUUUUGGUAACGCGCGAAUACAUACCGCUGCAGUGAGUGAACAAAAAUGCGCGCUGUGCUCAUCAAGCCAUUAUAUCUCAUCAUGCCCCAAAUACCUCGGGAAAACGCUCGACCAGCGAAGGGAAGUGGUCAUAUCGAAGAAUCUGUGCUUCAAUUGUCUCGGACCUCAUCAACUGAAGGCAUGCCGCUCCGCGAAGCGAUGCCGCUUCUGCCGUAAGCCACAUCACUCCACGUUACACUUGCCAGCUGGUGACUCAACUAUCGCCUCAAAUGCCUCGUCUGGCUCGUCGCCGUCAACUUCAGCGUCGACCUCAUCUCCACCAGCUACUCAUACCGCAAGUAUUCAUCAGCACGAAUCCGCCGCUCCUCAAGAUAAUCUUGAGCACACGUUCGGCUCCGUGACAUCAAAUCACCUUUCUCAAUCGCGGAUUAUUCAUCGCACUCCAGCCUUGUUGGCUACUGCUCUCGUAGAUGUCGUUUCAUCCAGCGGAGAUCUCUACGAAGUGCGAGCUCUUCUCGAUCAAGGCUCGGAAGUCUCGUUUAUCUCAGAAUCGGUCGCGCAGCUGCUCAAACUCUCGCGCCGUGCUGCGGCGAUCCCAAUUAUCGGAAUCGGUGCUCAACGCUCAAGUGUCUCAAACGGAGCAGUUUCUCUCAAAGUAAUCUCGCAAGUAAACAAAGCUAUCUCUCUCGAAACCGACGCUCUCGUAUUGCCGCGAUUGACUGCUUACUUGCCCCCCGCGCGAGUGGAAUUCACUCAGUGGCCGCAUAUUCAGGGACUCAAACUCGCGGAUCCAAGCUUUGCCACGCCCGGAAAGAUUGAUCUCAUUCUCGGUGCUAAUGUGUACGCUCAAAUUCUCGAAGACGGCAUUCGUCGAGGAAAGAUCGGUGAACCCAUCGCUCAAAAGACAUCUCUUGGAUGGGUGCUAUCUGGACCUCUCUCUAACGACACUCGGGAGAUCAACGCCUCAGACGAAACUUCCAUUAUUGGUCUUCAGUGCUCUCUCGAUCAUGAGCUCCUCGAGCUCCUUCAACGCUUCUGGAAACAAGAAGACCUCGCGCCAUCAUCGCAGAUAUCUAUGUCACCAGAAGAAUCUCAGUGCGAAGAGCAUUUCAAGACUACUCAUACUCGCGACGUCAACGGUCGAUUCGUUGUACGCCUGCCGUUCAAGAAAAGUGUUAGUGAGUUCGGUGACUCGCGCUCUAUCGCACUCAAGAUGCUGCAUCGAAUGGAAAAGCGAUUCGAAGCGAAUCCCUCUCUCAAAAUUCAAUAUACCGACUUCCUGCGUGAGUAUCGUGUUCUCGAUCACAUGCGCUCCGUCGCCGCGUCAGAGCGCGCUCCGGCUCGCGAGUUUUUUCUCCCACAUCACGGAGUUACGCGUGAAACCAGCACGACCACUAAACUUCGCGUCGUAUUCAACGGAUCGCAGAAAACGAAUCUCGGAAUUUCGCUAAAUGAGUGUCUCCAUAUCGGACCGAAAUUGCAGACGGAUCUCGCGGAUAUCUUACUCCGGUGGCGCCGGCAUCGAUACGUAUUCGCGACCGAUAUCGAGAAGAUGUAUCGGCAAAUUCGCGUGCACGAGAACGAUUGGCCGCUUCAGAAAAUUCUCUGGCGAAACUCUCCCGAUGAAAGGCCUCAAGAGUAUGCAUUGUGUACAGUCACAUACGGCCUCGCGAGUGCUCCGUAUCUCGCGCUACGUUGCCUGCAGCAACUCGCUCUAGAAUCCGCGCCAACUCACGCGCUCGCUGCCGAAGUUCUUCGUCGCGACACAUAUGUCGACGAUGUUCUCUCCGGCGACGAAAGCAUCCCUCGAGCGAAAAGGAAAAUCUCGCAGCUGAACGACGUUCUCACGGCGGGCGGAUUUACUCUCAAAAAGUGGAUCGCUAACGACUUAAAUCUCCUCGACGAAAUUCCAACUUGUGAUCGCGAAUCAUCGCCUACGGUAUCAGUGAGCGACAAUACAAUGCAUCAUACUCUCGGCGUGCGGUGGGAACGUCAAUCGGACAAUUUUAUAUUCUCGGCCCCGUCGCUCGCAACCUCGAAUAACCGCGUUACAAAGCGCUCGGUAUUGUCGCUCAUCGCGCGCAUGUUUGACCCUCUCGGAUGGAUCGCGCCGAUAAUCGUUACCGCUAAGAUUUUCAUGCAAGAUCUGUGGGCCAUCCGCCUCGACUGGGAUGACGAACUCCCAGAAGAUCUGAAAUCUCGCUGGACUAACUACGUCACGCUACUCAAUGGCGUCUCUCAUAUUUCAAUCCCUCGUUGGUUCGGGAUCAGUUCAUCGAAUCUCGCCGUGGAAGUGCACGGCUUCGCGGAUGCGUCGCAGAGUGCUCUCGCCGCCGUUGUUUAUCUCCGCGUUCUCAAUGACAAUGAGAACGCUCAAGUGAAAAUGAUUUGUGCGAAGACAAAGGUGGCCCCUCUCAAACGUUUGACUAUACCGCGACUUGAACUCUCGGCGGCUGCGCUACUCGUGCGUCAAGUGAAGAAAAUUCGCGAAGUGCUCGACUUGAAUCAAGCUCCAAUUCAUCUCUGGACCGAUUCAACGGUCGCACUCACGUGGAUCAAAAGUCAUCCAUCGCGUUGGAAAGACUUCGUCCGGAAUCGCGUCUCGUUUAUACAAGAGCUCUCAAACUCCAGGUGGCAUCACGUCGCCGGGAAAGAAAACCCAGCAGACCUCGCAUCACGCGGAGUAAAUCCUCAACGUCUCCAACUAGAAGAAUUGUGGUGGACCGGCCCUCAUUGGUUACGUACGCGCUCUAUAUCGUGGACGGCUUCCACGCCUAUUCACGAAUCUACAGAUGAUCUCGAAGAACGAGCCCCGCGGUGCACAACGGCAUUCAAAGAUCGCGAGCAAAAUCUCUGGAUGCUCGAUCAAUACUCGUCGCUAAGGACUCUGCUGAGAAUAACUGCUUGGGUUCAGCGUGCUCUUAAACGCUUUCGGAAGGAUCAGGCCUACUUCUCAGCUGAAAUUAAAAGCUUGAAGAGCCAGAAUCCACUACCAAUUUCAAACGAUCUACGCCGUCUAACUCCGUUUCUCGACACCGACGGGCUCCUACGACUACGCGGACGUCUACUACGCGCUUUACUCGAUCCCGCGGAAAAACAUCCCCUCAUCUUGCCUCGAGAAUGUCGAUUGACGACACUCGUGAUUCAUCAUCACCAUCGAAAAACUCUCCAUGGCGGGCCGCAACUCACUCUAUCAUCGAUUCGCCAAAAAUUUUGGAUUAUCGGAGGUCGCAUUCCCAUCAGAGCAUUCAUCCACAAGUGUGUCAUCUGUGCUCGUCAUCGGGCUACCACUGGUCAACAGGCGGUCGGACAACUUCCAGCAUCCCGUGUAAUUCCGGGCCGCCCAUUCUUACACAUUGGAGUCGACUAUGCCGGACCAGUGACUCUCAAAACCGUUCGAGGACGAGGCUCCAAAGCUUACAAAGGAUACUUCAUCAUUUUCGUCUGCUUUAGCACUUCCGCAAUACAUUUAGAAGUCGCUACUGAUUACUCUACGGAAGGAUUUCUCGCGGCAUUCAAACGAUUCACGGGACGACGAGGCAUCUGUUCCACCAUCACGAGCGACUGCGGCACCAAUCUGAUCGGUGCCGACGCAGAGCUCAAGCGACUGUUCACCGCCUCCUCCCGAGAAUGGACUCACCUAGCCAAUGUCCUCACAAGUGACGGAGUAACAUGGAAAUUUAAUCCACCUUCCGCCCCCCACUUUGGUGGAAAAUGGGAAGCCGGCGUGAAAUCUGUUAAAUUUCACUUGCGGCGAGUUAUCGGUGACGCUACUCUCACUUAUGAGGAAUUAUCAACUCUACUAGUACAAAUCGAAGCCAUCUUAAAUUCCCGCCCACUAAUCGCUCUCUCGGAUGAUCCGUCAGAUCUCACCGCUCUAACGCCAGGUCAUUUUAUCAUCGGAUCGGCUCUCUCCACCGUGCCGGAGCCCUCGCUCCAAGAAGUAUCGAGAAAUCGGUUGUCGCGUUGGCAACUUCUACAAACGAUGAAGGAAUCAUUCUGGCAAAGAUGGUCAUCGGAAUACUUGCAGCAAUUACAGACUCCCUCGAAACGUCAUCGGCCUCAAGAUGCCUUCCAAAAGGGCUCUCUCGUUCUAAUCAAGGAUGAACGUUUCCCUCCAUCGAAGUGGCCCCUCGCGCGCAUUACUCAUGUGCACCCUGGAGUCGACGGUCUUAUUCGCGUCGUCACCGUAAGGACAGCUACCUCGACGUUUAAACGACCCAUAGUGAAGCUGUGUUUAUUGCCAGUUGAAAACAAAGAGUCCGUACAAGAACCCUAA
Molecule: messenger RNA, 5262 nt
Organism: Solenopsis invicta (red fire ant)
Lineage: Eukaryota; Metazoa; Arthropoda; Insecta; Hymenoptera; Formicidae
Exons: 2
Coding region: 1-5262 (1753 amino acids)
Biological process (GO): DNA integration
Molecular function (GO): nucleic acid binding
Source: RefSeq, a predicted model, not a curated record